Plasmodium gallinaceum is the source of this 669-nucleotide messenger RNA. Its product is annotated as Plasmodium exported protein (PHIST), unknown function. The coding region runs from base 1 to 669 and encodes 222 amino acids. The transcript is spliced from 2 exons. Lineage: Eukaryota; Apicomplexa; Aconoidasida; Haemosporida; Plasmodiidae. The record is from RefSeq and is a predicted model, not a curated record.
AUGAAAUAUAGCAGUAUGCAAACGUAUAUUUUAACAAGGAAAUACGAAAAAGGCAAUAAUGUUACUUUAAAAAUUUCUACAUGUUCACCAAAAUAUCAAGAUAUAAUUUUUAAAAAAAUAAACUUCAGAAAUUAUAUGCUUUCCAGGUUUUGUCUUAUAUCUUUUCUAUCUCUUUUUUUUUUCUUUCUACAAGAUAUAUAUAAACUUUAUAUGAAUAUAAAUUUAGAUUUUCAAUUCAAGAAUGUUAAUUCAAGGAAAUUAGCAGAAUCAAAUAUAGAUAAAAAUUAUGACAAAAAUUAUAAAAAUUCAAAAGAAAAUGUAACUUCAGAUGAGAUGUUACAUUUAUGGAAAAAUCAUCGUAUAGAAGAAGAAAAGAAAUUAGUUCUCUUACUUGAAACAUUGAUGAAGGAUUUAUUAAGUAAAAAAAGCCAUUCUUUAGAUGAAAAAAAAAGAGAUGAAUUAUGGUUUAAAUUUAUCGAAGAUGUUAGAAAUGGUGUAAAAAAUACAGAUAAAAAAUUUAUCAAUGACUUACAUUUUAUUCUUCGUGACGGUGGGUGCACGUACGAAAAGUGCGUCGAUUUUAUACAGUAUGGAGUUCAUAUUUGGGGUGCCUUUAGAUAUGAAGUAAAAGAUCACUGGCAUAAUAAAUAUUUGAAUUCUGUAAAAUGA